GACUUGGUUUUUUUCAAAAGGGGAUAAUCAAUGCCUGAUUCCGCAAAAAUAGACAAGCAGAAUCAAGGUGCUGCCUGUUUUCGAUGUCGUGGAUUCAGACAUGCCUGCGAUAAAAAUAAGCCCUCCUGUUCACGUUGUGCUCGUCGAGGCAUCACCUGCGUUUACCCCGAAGCCGCACCGACACUUAAAAAAUUACAAAAGGCAACAGAGACGCUCGGUGACCGAAUUAAGAAAUUUGGUGACAGGAUUAAAGCAGGGGAAAUGGCGCCUUUAUUCAAUAUUCAAUCUGCACAGAAUGACAUUGGCUCUCCUGCAUAUUCUAGCAGCGGUAGUAGUGUCUUUUCUGCUUAUUCUGAGGAAGAAGAUCGACCAAGGAUUAAAAUACGACGGGGUGCCAAGGUGGCGUCAACAAGUAAUUUUUCAGUAUAUCCCUGCAGCAAGUGUUUUAAGGACUUACAACAAUGUGAUUUACUUUUACCUCGAUGUACACGAUGUGAAGCCAAUGAUUUUGAAUGCGGAUAUAAAAAGACAGAGCCAAAGGCAAAUCAUGUAUCCCAGGUACUGACGACGAUGAACAAGGUCAUGGAUCAGUGGCAGGAUUCCAUUGAUCGCAUGGCAAAGGAUUUUGCACAAAAGACACGUGAUUUUUCAGUCAAGGCCAACAAUUCUCUCAAAAUCAAGUCUGCACAGACCUCCUGGAAGAUCACUGCGACACACAAGGGGAUUUCAGUAGAGAGUAACGUGAAUUCGUUUAAUGACUUUUCUGCAUUGGUUGAUCAGUUUAAGCGCUCCUUAUUUAUUUCUCCCAAAGACAAGUAUCAGAACAACAAUAUCAAUAGUAAGCAAGAUAACAGGAAUACCGAUGUGUCCUCUGUUAUAGACUCAAAUUUGGAAUUGGAUGAUGCGAGCUCCAUUCAUACAACAUCUGGUUUUGCCAUCUGGAGCCAAUGGUCUCACCCAACACAUGCUUUACCCAAGGAUUACCCUAUUGAUAUCUCUCAAGAACUGACUGACAACUUGAUUGAGCUUUACUGCCAGACGCCCUGUUGUUCAAGCAUACGAUUACCUAUUAUUGAUACAGCUGAAUUUCUAGCUCGUUAUAAAAGUUCUGAUCCUACCAAGCGACCCGCCACUGUUCUGGUGUACGCAAUAUGUGCCAUGGCCGCACGAAAUGCAUUCCAACUUCACGUCUGGACCAAACGCUCUUCAUUUGAAGCGCCACAAUACAAUAUGGGCAAAGCACUCUCUGUCGCUUACUGUCUUCGUGGACGCGAGCUGUUAUCCGAAUGUUUUGACGAGCCGACACUGGAGCAUUGUCAGGCUGCGUUCUUAUUAUCAUACUGUAAUUAUCAAAAUGGAUUCCCUGGAGUCAUUUAUAUCUAUGAAUGGAUUGCAUUCAAUAUGGCACAAGAACUCGGGCUAUACCAACCCAACCGUCAGCUCAGUCGACAUGAAGCAAUGCUCAUCUGGUGCAUCUACUAUUGCAAUGCAUGGUAUCGAACACUGCAGCGAGCAGAGAGCAACUCUUCAUCUGGAAUAAGUCAAUGCAAGCCAAGUUGUCCGGUUCCUGAUCCUCUGCCAAAGCCCGAAUCGACAGGUAAUACCAGUUCGCAGCAGCAUGAUCAAGCCAUGGUAGAGUACUAUGUAUGGAACGCUUGGGUUUAUUUGAUCCAUUUACAAGUGCUUCGUGAAGAAUCGAUGGUUAGAUUAGUGGCCUAUCAGCAAAAUAAGACUACUGAUACGACUCUUGUGCAAGAUUUGAUAAAGAUGCAAGAUGUAUUGAGAACAUUUCGUCAGAAUUUACCUUCCGAAUGGCAAAAGGAAAUGACAUCAACUUCAUGCUACUCGCCUCUCUCUGUGCAUUCUGAUACAUCCAGCAGUCAAACAGAGGAAAGUGGACGAUACUGUAUUGAUCUCCCAUCAUUUUCACGCUAUUGCAUAAACUUUGUGAGUUUACAUCACAGCAUCAAUGAGAUAAUCCUCAGUCAAGUCUUUGUCCCCAUGGAUCGCGUCCCGUGUACAUCAAUCUCAAUUCAAAACUUACAAGCUAGUCUAAAUGCGGCAAAUAACAUUACUCAGAUAUUUGAAAUCAUGGUUCAGCAAAAGGAAGGAUGCCAUAUACCUCUGAUCGGGUUCUUAUUUGCAAAUAUCAUUUACAGAAAGCUACUGAGUUAUACGGCAGAUGAAAUCUAUUACGAUACAGGCAAGAUAGGAUUAUUGCGAUCCGUUGAAAUAAGUAAAGCGUCCAUCAGCUACGUAUAUGACUUUGAACUAUCACGCAGCCUCGUCCAUUUGAUGGAGCAAGAUGUUCAAUAUGCACUUUCAAAGAGAAGGACAUCAGCUGAAACAUCCCCCUCCUCAAUACCAUCACCGGCUAAUUACAUGUCAAUUAGUCCAGGUUGUUAAUAAUCCCCCUUGUAUAUUUCUAUUUUAAUGUCUGUUAUUUACUUUCUAUUAAUACUUAUGUUCCCUUGGAUACUAUUACUAUAACUACUACUUAUAAUGUUACUAUUACCUUAAUUCCUUUCUUUUUAAUAACCUAUCCUAACGAUUAAUAAUAAAAACAUUUCUUUAAUAACAAAGAAAAUAACCAAAAGCGACCUAAAGAGAGGAGGCUGUGUUCUGGAACCUAUUUGUUCAAAUUCAAAAAUAGCUCCCA
Rhizopus microsporus ATCC 52813 is the source of this 2659-nucleotide messenger RNA. RefSeq lists its product as uncharacterized. Gene Ontology annotation, biological process: regulation of DNA-templated transcription. The record is from RefSeq and is a predicted model, not a curated record. Gene Ontology annotation, molecular function: zinc ion binding; DNA-binding transcription factor activity, RNA polymerase II-specific. The transcript is spliced from 2 exons. Gene Ontology annotation, cellular component: nucleus. The coding region runs from base 31 to 2406 and encodes 791 amino acids. Lineage: Eukaryota; Fungi; Mucoromycota; Mucoromycetes; Mucorales; Rhizopodaceae.